This is a messenger RNA of Oncorhynchus gorbuscha (pink salmon), 3711 nucleotides long. Its product is annotated as zinc finger protein 26-like. Lineage: Eukaryota; Metazoa; Chordata; Actinopteri; Salmoniformes; Salmonidae. Gene Ontology annotation, molecular function: RNA polymerase II cis-regulatory region sequence-specific DNA binding; DNA-binding transcription factor activity, RNA polymerase II-specific. The record is from RefSeq and is a predicted model, not a curated record. The coding region runs from base 2153 to 3493 and encodes 446 amino acids. Gene Ontology annotation, biological process: regulation of transcription by RNA polymerase II. The transcript is spliced from 4 exons.
UUACAUUCCUUUCACAUUUCCACAACUUCAAAGUGUUUCCUUUCAACUGGUACCAAUAAUAUUCAUAUCCUUGCUUCAGGAGCAACAGGCAGUUGGAUUUGGUUAUGUCAUUUUAGGCGAAAAUUGAAAAAUAGUGGCAGAUCCUUAAGAGGUUAGCCUCUUAGGGAUCCCUUAUAUGCCCACUGCACAAAAAAUGGACCAGCCCCUCUGGCAUUUCGGCCAUUGAUGAAUGGUAAUAUCUGCCUUCCCUAGAAUGCCAUGGGCCCAAAGACUGACCUGUCAUCAUGUGGUGACAUUGAGAUAGAAAUGGACGGGACUAGUGAGGGAAAAAGUGGCUGGAUAUCUGCAUUGACUGUGGAGGGAGUUAGCUGCACUGCAGUACAAUGACACUCACAUCCACAUUUUGAUACAUCUUGUGAAUCAUCUGUAAACAAGUUGUUCUAUGAAUAAUGUAUUAACUGCAUCGUUAAUCUGUGUCGUGUCUCCAGAGUUGGGUGUGUGUGGAGAUUCCAAGGGAAACAUGUGAUUCAACCAGCCACCCAAUGUCAACUCCUGGAGCAUGCCUCUCUUUUCCUCUGAUGAAACUGAUUUUCUUUUUUCAAUGAUGACGAUUUGGAUGGAUUCUCCCUCGGCAAACAGUGACAGGAUCAGUGUGACAGAACUGUCCAAAUGUGGGGCAAACAUCAAGGUGUGUUUGUGUGGGUCCUGUUCUAGUCUUGGAGGUGAACCGGCACUGCUCCAGUGAACUGGUGUGGGUGAUGAAGUCAGCUCUACUUCCUCUCCUGUAGAGAACAACCACCCAGUUAGUGUACACACAGUGUACACACAGUCAUUGUAUGCACAUAGCUCCAUACACACACACACACAAUCAUAAUUCACUUACUCUCACAGACAUAUCAGUACUACUGUACUUUUAUGCAUAGUCUCUCAUGUUGCUCAAUCAACUACUCGCUAUCUUCUUAUACACUAUCUGAUAUGCAUACACUUUAUAUCUAAUACCACUACAUUGAGUAUACAAAACAUUAGGAACACCUUCCUAAUAUUGAGUUGCACCCCCCCCUUUUGCCCUCAGAACAGCCUCAAUUCGUCGGGGUGUGGACUCUACAAGGUGUCAAAAGCAUUCCAAAGGGAUGCUGGCCGAUUUGAUUUAUUGACUCCAAUGCUUGAUAUCCUUUGGGUGGUGGCUCAUUCGUGAUACACACGGGAAACGGUUGAGCGUGAAAAACCCGGCAGCUUUGCAGUUCUUUACACACUCAAAACCAGCGCACCUGGCACCUACAACCAUACCUUGUUCAAAGGCACUUAAAUAUUUUGUCUUGCCCAUUCACCCUCUGAAUGGCACACAUACAUAAUCCAUGUCUCAAGGCUUAAAAAUCCUUCUUUAACUAGUCUUCUCCCCUUCAUCUGCAUUGAUUGAAGUGGAUUAAACAGGUGGCAUCAAUAAGGGGUCUUAGACAAUCCAGAUGUAGGCUAUUACAUGGAAAGAGCAGGCAUCCUAAUGUUUCGUGCACUCAGUGUGUAUAUAUGUGCGCCUUCAAAAACCCUAAGAGAAUAACCUCUUAAUGUUAAUCAGCUAUAGUUAAUGUAGUAAGCAAUAGUUACUUGAAAUAUAUAAUUCAAUUACGUUUAUUUUAAGUUUACAUUAAUCUAGUUGCACUCUACAUGCAGACUAGAACAGAACCUCGUUUUUGAUAAUUAUACCAAUUUUGAAGGGCUGUUGCAGUCUUGUAUUUACGGUAGUACAUAUUUAUGUCACGUGUUGAAGGGAAGCGCGAUUGCAAUUGCGCACGCAUCUCACACGCAAUAUUGUUGCAAUUUGUCAACAUUUACUGAUUGUUUGUUGCAUAUUAGCUCGGAAAUUGGAGACUUUACUUAGCACAGAGAAUACAAAUUCUGUAAUUUGGACUGGACAAGAUGGCCAGCUGCAAUUUUCAGGCGCAGUUGGUAUCUAUUAUGGAGGUAUUGGCUAAAGCAGCUGUAGCAGAAAUAAACAAACGAGUUGAUGAUAGCUGUGCAGUUAUACGUUUGGAAAUGACCCAAAGCCAGCGAGAUAUUGAUGUACUGAAAAGGAAGUGUCAAAUGAUGGAAGGCGAGCUGAAGAAGACGCGAGUCAGGAGAAAGGGUAACGUGUUAUUCAUGAUACAUUGAUUGCAUGUACAAAACCCAAAUGUUUUACUAUGUUUUAAUACGACUCAAUUAUUUUCCAGUUUUUUACCCCAUGGCAUCAGCAAGAUCUUCAUAUCCAGUCAAGAUUGUUUUGAACAAGCAGAGGAGUAACUCACAGUGGAGAGAUGGAGAGGACUCUCAACCCCAGCCUACAGAUGUGGAGCAGAGAGCAGAGACUGAACCAAUACUGAUCAAAGAUGAGGAGACGGCAGAGGAUGUGUGGAAGACUGACCUUCAGGAAGAGCUCAGGAUCACUGGAGAGGAGUCUGGUUCCAAGCCUGGGCAACCACCAUCCUUUGAGCAACGGCAUUGUGAUGUGGACUUCAUCACACAACCCAACAUAUCUCCUGAAGACUCAGUGGAACAUUACCCCAAUUCUGAUGGUCCAGAGGAACCAGGCACACCCCGGCUCACAUCUACAGACGUUUUCAGCACAGAGCAGCACCGGCCAGAUGAGGACUCACAAGAUCUAGUGAUGGUGAAGGAUGAGAAAGAGGAGGAGCUGGAUCAGACCACGGCCCUUACAGGACCUGACCAGUUUGUCAUGGAUGAGACUAAUGGGCAGCUGUGGACCUCUGUGGAUCCAGGCAGAGAUACUGACCCCGAUGGCCACCAAAUGUUCUCAUUUCAUGCCUCAGAAGAGUACUCUCAGAAUAUCUCUUUUUUCCCAUCUCAUUGUGGUCUGCCAACCCUGCCUACUAUGACAGAUGGUGUAGGGCCAUCGGUUCAUUCUAGAGGGAAACCACACGCUAACAUGUUCAGUGCAGCAGCACACAUGAAAAGACAUGUCAGGACAUUGGCUGAUGAGACUAGACAACAGACGCCAGAAGAACAGAGCAGUGAGACGCUGAACUCAAAUAAUGAUGGAAAUAGUUUAGCUUUACAGCCAAGGCAGCAUCAGCACAGGGCUUCAGAAGCAACAGUGAGAAUGAGUGAGUGCAUGACAGGGUCAAACAUGGCCACCACCUCCACCUUCUCUGGAUACAGCCUGAGUCGCAGUAGUUUUAACAUGGUGAAGAGAAUGAGGACUCAGUGGAGGUCGGGCGGCACCACUGAGAGGCGUUUUAGAGAGAAACCGCACACCUGCGAACAGUGUGGCAGGAGUUUCACCAAGCAGUGGAACCUGAUCAGACAUGCUGUGGUCCACAGCGGGGAGAAGCCCUACGAGUGCUCACAGUGUGGGAAAUGCUUCACCCGGCGCUCCAGUAUGAAGUCACAUCAGAGAACUCACAUAGGAGAGAGUCCAGUGUCUCAACAUGUUGUACCCCGAUACCCCUUGGAUCCACAUACAAGUUUAAUGUUGUCUCAGGCCAGGUGGAAUAAAUAGGGACAUAAUUGCAUACUUUCUAUGUGAAAAUGUGGUCGGUAUUUAGAAGGUACAGAGACAUUUUACAAUAUUUUUCUCCCAAUUGAUUUGUGAAAUGCUUUGUCUGUUGAUGGCUCCUCACUUUCAUUUUAACAACCUAUUUACAACUGGUAAUGUGUUUUUGCCCAACAAAAUCAUAAACAUGUUAUAUUCAUUAAAAUAAAAAUCAUGAAAGAGUC